Symbiodinium sp. CCMP2592 is the source of this 3405-nucleotide messenger RNA. Lineage: Eukaryota; Dinophyceae; Suessiales; Symbiodiniaceae. The record is from the annotation of a GenBank genome assembly.
AUGACCCGGAAGCAGGUUGCAGGGUACAGCCUUGAGAGGCGGAUUGGCAAGGGUUCCUACGCCACUGUGUGGAAAGGCCGUGAUGACAGCAACGAGUCUGUCGCCGUCAAGGUCAUCAGCCGCCAGACAGUGACUGAGACAGCGCAGCUGCGGCAAGAGGUAGAGGUUCUGCGCAAAAUAUCUCAUCCGAAUAUAGUGCGAUUCCGGGACCUGAAGAAAAGCGCCGCUCACUUUUACCUUGUGUUGGAGUACUGUGCCGGUGGAGACUUGUCACAAUUCCUGAAAGAGAAGGGUCGAGUUCAAGAGGAGACGGCACGGCGGUUUCUCACACAGAUCGCAGAGGGGCUUUCUGUGCUACACCAGGUGAACGUGCUGCAUCGCGACUUGAAGCCGCAGAAUAUCUUACUUAGUGAUAGCUCGAUGGACCCGGUGCUCAAAAUCGCGGAUUUCGGAUUCGCCCGGGCGCUUCCUCCACAAGAUAUGGCUGCCACGGUGUGCGGGUCACCCUUGUACAUGGCUCCAGAGAUCCUACGGCACGAGCCGUAUGACGCGAAAGCAGAUCUUUGGUCAGUCGGUGCAAUACUCUUCGAGCUGCUCAUGGGAAGGACGCCUUUUUCGGGAGCCAAUCCCAUGCAGCUUCUGGCAAACAUCGAGAAGAGCCCCGAGCUGUCUUUCGAGGGCGUGCAGCUCUCACCAGAAGGCCAGAAGUUCCUUCGAGCGCUCCUCGUCAGCCCGGGACAGCGGCUCUCCAGCCAGGCCUUCAUGCAGCAUCCAUAUGUGCGUCUUUCUUCUACGGCCCUAAUGCCUGCAGCAUCGGUGACUGACGAAAGCCCAAGUCCGCCAAGUAAUGAACACCAGGAGGAAAUGGCUGCCGAAGGCAGCUUCAUCAUGACGGACUGGGUCUCCGACCCUAAGGAUGGCCUCCCCAAAUCGGGCGCAGCUUCACCGUCAUCACCGAUUUUGGCGUCGCCUUUGUCGUGCCACUCCCCAGAGGAGAGCCCCAGAGACGCAGUGGAGGCGCAUGGAGGCUUCGUCACGGCCAGCAGCAGCGCCAGUGGCCCCGAUGCGACGCCUGGCGAAAGCAGCGAUCCCGUCAAGAAGGUCGAAGAGCUCUCUGCGUCGGAGGCGGCAAGACCUCAUUCCGAGACUCGCGGAGUGCCUGGCACAUCUGGACAAUCUGGCUCAGAGGCAAUGUCUGGCAAGGUUUCACCUUUCAUGGCCCAGGUCAUUGCGGAAGCAUGCCGAGAGCGUCCCAAGGACGCUGCCCGCGAGGAGGCUUCAGCAGCUCCGAACUAUUUUCGGAUUCGGAGGAAUGGAAGCGUGGAUGAAGAGUAUGUGGUCGUGACCUCCAACACCCCAACCUCUUUCGCGCGUGGAAAAGGCCCUACACCAGCGGCUGCAGCAAGCGGCUUUUGCAGCAACUUGAGUCGAAUCGCCCGCGCAUUGGAGCAGCUUGCCAUGAGGCUCGCAGAACAUGCACCUGUGGAAGCGCUGUCGCUCCUCCUGCGUGCUCUGGCACUCCUCGAAAAGGCUCUUAAAGUGUCUUUGGAUGAUGAGCAGAUGGGCGCACCACUGCGUAGUGACUUCUCGCGGACAUUGGCUUUUGCUGAGGAGGUCGAGAAACAACUAAGAGCGGCUAUCUCCACAGAGUCCGCAUCGCAACCGAACCGUGCAAUUUUCGAGUCCGCAGUGCAGCACGCAAAAGAUGCUGCGGUCGUCCUUUCUAAGGGCCACGAGGCUGGUGGCUGGGAGGCCGCCUGCCACGAGAAGCUGACUCUGGCACUGCUUCUGCUGGAGCUCCUGGGCAGCGAAGCAGAGGGUGAAGAUGUACCUGCUAUCGCUGGCUACACGGCACCUAUUGCCCAGCUUGCUGGAGAGAUUGAGCGGCGCCUCAAGGGGCAGAGCGGCGUCUUGCGCUUGGCUGCCCGUGCAAUGAUACUGGGGUGUGGAUGUACGCACGACCAUGGCUUUCUGGGAAAGGGCCAUUCGGCGGACCCAGCCUCAGCCCCGUGUCGCCAUGAGACGCUGGGUGCUGCCCUGUUGUCUUUGCCUUGCUACGGCAAGGCAGCUCGGUGGCUAGACUAUGAGGAAUCCGGGGCAACUCCUGGCAGUUCCAGCGCUGCCGCACAAAAUACGGAGCUUCUGAACGCCAUGCUGGCUUCGCUCCACGCAGGGGACACACUCUUCGUCCCGAACAAGACAUUCUGGCUGGCCGGCGGUGUUCUACUACAAAACGCUCACAAUGUGACUCUGCACCUGGACGGGACGCUGGAGUUCCUGCCAGGCCGUGCAGGCUGGCCGGAGCAAGAAGGUGACAUCUGCAACUUGAAUCCAUUGCAGCCUGCGAGGGCCAAGCGAUGUGUCAAGGAAGCCAUCUUCAUUGCAAACGUCUCGAAGUUGACACUGACCAGUACUUCCGCUGGGACGUUGAAUGGGCAUGGCAAGUCUUGGUGGGGGUAUCUCCAGUAUUUCUUUCAUGGCGAGAACCGUCCGCGCCUGUUGAGCAUCUACAACGGCACAGACAUCCUCGUCGAGAAGUGGAACUUCGUGGAUUCUGCGUAUUGGACCUUUACAGCCUUGGACGUUGCAAGAAUGGAGAUCCGCCAUUGCACCGUCAGCGCCCGUGUGGACAAGUCUGAUGAUCAUGAUCUCGGGAAUAUGGAUGCCCUCAACACCGACGGUUUUGAUGUUGCUGGCCGCGACAUUCACAUCCACCACUGCAGCGUUUGGAAUCAAGAUGAUUGUUUCACCGUUCAGCCACGGGACCGGACGGGCAUCAAUGCAAAUUGCACAGAAAAUGUCCUUGUGGAGCACGUCAACGCCAGUGGACUGGGUCUCACUAUCGGUGCCGUGCGGCCGACUUCUGGGCACAACUGUGUCCGGAAUGUGACGUUUCGGGAUGCGUACAUGCUACACACAUUCAAAGGAAUCUACUUGAAGUCGCAGAAUUCCCCGUUUGAGGGAGUCAGCGGUGAGAUUUCAAACGUGCUCUAUGAAGACAUAGUCAUGGAUCGACCAAGCCAGGUUCCGAUAUGGAUAGGCCCGGCACAGGAGGCGGACUCCUACAAGGCGUGUUCCUUGCUUUGGCCAGAGGUGCCCUUCGCCGACUGUUCACCUCCGGGCGCAUCAAUGCUGUGGGCAAACAUAACUCUUCGAAACAUUCGGGUAUUGAAUCCUAAGCAGAGUCCUGGCCUCGUCUAUGGCAAUCCGGACCGACCGAUGCAGAACAUUCACUUCGAGAAUGUCGUGACGGUGAACCCCGGCCUCCGGCCAUGGGGCAGGUCUUACUACAAGUGCGAGGGUGUCGCCGGCCUUGCUACUGCCGGGACUCGGCCAGCUCCCCCAUGUUUCCGACAGCCGGAGCCAGUUGAGGAGGUUGGCCUUCUAGACUAUCUCUUCGCCUGA